Messenger RNA from Drosophila mauritiana, 370 nucleotides. RefSeq lists its product as uncharacterized. The transcript has a single exon. NCBI's taxonomy places the organism in Eukaryota, Metazoa, Arthropoda, Insecta, Diptera, Drosophilidae. The coding region runs from base 75 to 212 and encodes 45 amino acids. The record is from RefSeq and is a predicted model, not a curated record.
CUGAUAUUCAAUUGUACAUUAACGAAGUUUCUUUAAAAUAUAAACUAAACUCUAAAAAUUAAAAAACGCCUAAAAUGGUCAAAACUAGACGGUCGAGGAGAUCGAGGAGGAAUGCUAUUGUUGGUUUAGCCAACAUCGAAGAAUAUCACGAACUUCAAGCCCUAAUACUGAGAAUUAUACGAAUUUUGGAUGAAAUGCCUGAAGCAGGUUAAUGGGAAUCCCUGCUAAGAAACUCUUCGUACUGGAGUUUUGUUAACUAUAUGAAUCGGGUGAAUAAAAUAUUGUUGGUCAAACACCUUGCGUAUUUGUGCAGCUUUUUCGCAUUAUAGAGUACACUUGAAACGACUUUCGAUGUCGCCAUUAGCAGAGU